AUGCGUAAUGCAUUUCCCCAGCGUUUAAAAAAAAAAGGUUGUACCCUGGCAGGAGUUCCGCCAUUGGAACUGGAAGCAAUCUACUAUGAGGAGGUCUACGAGAGGGUAUCGAACCUGAGGGGAAGAGGCACUUCGAUCCAAAACAAUGAACUGGACACAAUUAAGGAGUCAUCCAGAAGGAAGUUAGUUAGAAACUGGGGAGAAUGGAUAAAGGAGAUGACUCAAGAAGGGGAUACUAUCCUGGGUGUGAUAGGAGGACAACUUAGGGAAUGGUUAAAUGCGGAAGUGGGCCUCUCCUUCCGGAUGACACAGGUUCUCACGGGGCACGGAUGCUUCUGGAGGUUCUUGUGUCGGAUCGGUAGGGAGGCCUCUAAUAGGUGCUGGCACUGCGAUGCCUUAAAUGACUCCGCAGGGCACACCCUCAGAUACUGUCCUGCGUGGGAGGUUGAACGGGCAGAACUACGCGGAGUGAUAGGAUUGGACCUAUCCUUAAAAGCAGUCAUUAAAUUAAUAAGAAGAGAAGAGGGAAAACAGAAGUUUCACUCUUUCUGUGAAAGGGUUAUGUCUCGUAAAGAGGCGGCAGAAAGAGAUAGAGAGGGGGUUAAUCCCAUGACAUAA
Messenger RNA from Trachymyrmex cornetzi, 618 nucleotides. RefSeq lists its product as uncharacterized. The transcript has a single exon. NCBI's taxonomy places the organism in Eukaryota, Metazoa, Arthropoda, Insecta, Hymenoptera, Formicidae. The coding region runs from base 1 to 618 and encodes 205 amino acids. The record is from RefSeq and is a predicted model, not a curated record.